UUAGUUAGCGUCAGUUUCGGGUAAAACAUGAGACUAAUGUUGCCAGUGGAAUUAAUCCUUUGUGUCUCCCUGACGCCGGUUUGCUCUGCUGUGUUGCCUCUUGUUAUUAACACUUGGCCCUUCCAGGACGCGACGGCGACAGCGUGGAGCACGCUCAGCUCUGGCGGCUCAGCGCUGGACGCCGUGGAGAAGGGCUGUGCCCAGUGUGAAAUCCUGCAGUGCGACGGCAGCGUUGGCUAUGGAGGGAGCCCAGACGAGACGGGAGAGACCACGCUGGACGCCAUGAUAAUGAAUGGUGACACAAUGGAGGUCGGGGCAGUGGGGGACCUCAGGCGAAUUAAGAAUGCCAUCGGUGUGGCGAGAGCGGUGAUGGAACGUACCAAGCAUACCUUCCUGGUGGGGGAAUCAGCUUCAGUGUUUGCAGAAAAUAUGGGAUUUCCUGUCGAAGAUUUAAGCACCAACCACUCGCUCGAUAUUUUCACAAAAUGGCUGAAGGACAGCUGCCAGCCAAAUUAUCGUCAGAACGUGUCUCCUGACCCUUCAAAGUCAUGUGGUCCAUACAAACCACACACCAUGUUGCAACAAAGGAGGAGGCACCAACUCAUCGAUAUCCAUGCCCAUGACACUAUUGGGAUGAUCGUGAUCAAUCAGGCAGGACAGGUGGCUGCUGGAACUUCCACUAACGGCGCAAGCCACAAGAUUCCGGGCCGUGUGGGGGAUUCGCCCAUCGCUGGGGCGGGGGCCUAUGCUGACAGCACCGUUGGGGGUGCGGCUGCCACGGGAGACGGGGACAUUAUGAUGCGUUUCCUCCCGAGUUACCUGGCUGUGGAGCAGAUGAGAGCCGGCGUAGACCCGCCCACCGCCUGCAGAACCGCCAUCACGCGCAUCAAGAAGCACUUCCCUCACUUCUUUGGCGCCAUCGUCUGUGCAAACACGACAGGGAGCUACGGAGCCGCUUGCAACAAACUUCCUGGAUUCUCUCAAUUUCCUUUUAUGGUGUUCAACCAGAAAUCGAAUGUGCCAGUAAAAGAAAUGGUGGACUGUGUAUAACACCUACUUCUCUCUCAUUCCCUUCUGUCGGUUCAAAGCCUGAUCUCUGAAACAUGAUGUACUCAUUUUUAAAGUGUAUUACAAAGUUUUACCAUUUGAUAUGAGUAUGUGUGUGUGUGUGUGUGGGAUCACAUGACAGAAUGCAGGAAUCAUGGAUGGAAUUAUUUUGGAACACUGCUCAUUUAGUUUCUGUGAAACAUGGAUGAGCAUUUGUAAUUUAGUCAUUUUAAAUCAGUCAUUCAAUUUUAAUGCUUUGCAUAUUGCUGUCCAUAAUCUGUAUAUCCAAAUGAUUCAUCUUGCUAGUUUAAUUUACCACAUUGAACACAAUAUGUUUGAAUGUACAGUAACUUCAUAAUAAAAAUAAAGAGGCCAUUUUGAGAAAAUGUGAAAGUAAAAUUUAUUUUAUAUUUGAAUAUUAUCUGCAGUUUACUUAAAAUCUUUCAAAUAAAAUGAAAAUUUACACAAUUUA
Messenger RNA from Anguilla rostrata (American eel), 1519 nucleotides. It is a transcript of the gene aga, whose product is annotated as aspartylglucosaminidase. The transcript is spliced from 9 exons. Gene Ontology annotation, biological process: protein deglycosylation. Gene Ontology annotation, molecular function: asparaginase activity; N4-(beta-N-acetylglucosaminyl)-L-asparaginase activity; beta-aspartyl-peptidase activity. The coding region runs from base 28 to 1050 and encodes 340 amino acids. NCBI's taxonomy places the organism in Eukaryota, Metazoa, Chordata, Actinopteri, Anguilliformes, Anguillidae. The record is from RefSeq and is a predicted model, not a curated record. Gene Ontology annotation, cellular component: lysosome; cytoplasm.